UCACGUGACCUGUCAACAUGGCGGCCAGCAGCGUUUUCAAAGCAGGACUUUUCAGCAAUAAAGUAGCCAUAGUCACAGGAGGCGGGACGGGCAUCGGGAAGGCAAUCACUUCUGAAUUGUUGCAGUUAGGAUGCAGUGUGGUGAUUUCCUCCCGCAAACUGGAACGCUUGGAGGCGGGUGCCAAAGAGCUGUCCAAGCAAAUACCCCCCAGCAGCCCAGCGAAGGUGACCCCGAUCCAGUGCAACAUCCGCAGCCAGGACGAGGUGAAGAACCUGGUUGCCUCGACGCUGAAGCUGCAUGGUAAGAUUGACUUCCUGGUCAAUAACGGCGGAGGUCAGUUCUCCAGCCCAGUGGAGCACAUGAGCUCGAAGGGCUGGAAGGCCGUGAUCGACACCAACCUGACCGGAACUUUCCACUGCUGCCAGGAAGUGUAUAAUGCCUGGAUGAAGGAGCAUGGAGGAGCCAUUGUCAACAUCAUCGCUGACAUGUGGAAGGGCUUCCCUGGCAUGGCGCACACAGGAGCAGCCCGGGCUGCUGUGCAUAACCUGACCAGGAGCCUGGCCAUCGAGUGGGCGGCCAGCGGAGUCCGAGUCAACGCUGUGGCACCGGGAACCAUCAUUUCUAAAACUGCGAUGUCUAACUAUAAGGAGUUUGGUCCAACACUGUUUCAGAUGUCUGUAGCCUUCAGUCCGGCCAAAAGACUGGGAGUUCCAGAGGAGAUCUCCCCGGCUGUGUGCUUCCUGCUCUCUCCUGCUGCCUCCUACAUCUCAGGCGCGACGCUGCGGGUGGAUGCUGCUCAGAGCCUCUACCACUCCAUGUGGGACAUCCCAGAUCACAGUGCAUGGCCAGAGGCACCAGAAGGGGAGAACACAGACACUCUGAGGGAGAUCCUGAAGAAGUCCAAACUGUGAGGAGCGGAGCCCCGCCCUGGACCCACACACAGAACAGCCAGAAACAUCUGCCCCUUCCUACCACAUGAUACCAUUUAUAAUUCUGUUGUCUAAUUAUUUUUAUUCUAAUCUGUUUGCCUUUGUUCUCAGCAAUGGAUUUACAUACAUUUGUACUAAAUCCAGUUGUAUGCUUAGCCCACGUGCCAGUAAAGGAAAUCCUUACUGACUGUGAUUCACAGAAUGUAAAACCGAUAUAAACCUGUAAAUAAAGUAUUAACAGUUUGCA
Megalops cyprinoides (Indo-Pacific tarpon) is the source of this 1176-nucleotide messenger RNA. RefSeq names its product peroxisomal trans-2-enoyl-CoA reductase (gene pecr). Gene Ontology annotation, biological process: phytol metabolic process. Gene Ontology annotation, molecular function: trans-2-enoyl-CoA reductase (NADPH) activity. Gene Ontology annotation, cellular component: peroxisome. Bases 18 to 911 code for a protein of 297 amino acids. The record is from RefSeq and is a predicted model, not a curated record. The transcript has 8 exons. Lineage: Eukaryota; Metazoa; Chordata; Actinopteri; Elopiformes; Megalopidae.